Molecule: messenger RNA, 567 nt
Organism: Diatraea saccharalis (sugarcane borer)
Lineage: Eukaryota; Metazoa; Arthropoda; Insecta; Lepidoptera; Crambidae
Source: the annotation of a GenBank genome assembly
AUGAUCGCUUCAAACAAUGUUUUGUUAGUUAAAUGUAUAUUUAUUAGCUUUUUCACAAUUUCCAUUAGUGUUAAAACAUAUCAAGUCCGACGAGUCAACGAAUCUACAUAUUUAGUAACCAGUUUUCCUGAAUUUGACUAUGAGAAUUUCAGACUGUAUCAAGAAUAUACUUUAAAGCCACGUUAUCCACCAUCUACGGAUAAAGGUAAAAGUUCCAGAUCUGUUUAUCAUAAUACAAAAACGGUAACCAUUGUCGGUGGAACGAAUGAAAACAUGAAACCAAAAGUACCUGCUUCAGUAAUAAAUGAAGCAAGAGAUAAUUAUUUCAAAACAUUUUACGCGACCAUGAGGAAAUCAAUACAGACUAAUCAUCACUUUAUAACAAUGACUGAAGCUACUGCAGAAAAGAAGCAUAACUUAACGAAUUUCAAUCAGAAUCUGUUAACAGCAAGAAAACUGGCUUCAUUUUUAAUCGGAGAAGUUCAAAACAAACCCGACUUAAACAUAAACUUAUAUAAAGAAAGAUCUAAAAGGAAAUUGUGGGGAAGAAGUGACAGAUUUAACUAA